CAGCGCAUGAGGCAGUGCGUCGCACCUGGCACUAGUUCUCUACACGUGGUGGCACUCUGAUGCACGCACCGCGUCUACCCGACUCUACAUCAACGCACACACACACCCGAAGCAUCCGACCAAAGAACCGAGGAAGCUAGUACCUUCCCUCAGAGUGACUUAACCCUGAACGAACUUAAAAAGACUCGCUAGCAUCCUGGAGACUUUACACCUGUGAGUGAACGUGUUAACUUGAGGAUUGCUCUGAGUGCGUGAGUGUGGAGGUGUUCUGAGACGACUCACAGGACGACCACUAACAUGACGACUCUGUCAGGUGUCGUGGCACGCUGGCUGGCUCUUAUCUUCCUAGCCUCAGGAACUGCUGGAGUAACCUGGAACUGGGAGCAGUGGUGGACCUAUGAUGGGAUCUCUGGUCCGGACUUCUGGGGACUGAUCAACCCAGACUGGAGUCUGUGCAGCAAGGGUCGUCGCCAGAGUCCCAUUGACAUAGACCCAGCGAGACUCCUUUACGACCCUAACCUACGACUGCUGCAUAUUGACAAACACAGGGUGUCAGGACACCUGGAGAACACUGGACACAGCGUAGUGCUGACACUGGACAGUACUAAAACUCAACUCAACGUGACUGGAGGGCCGCUGUCUUACCGCUACCAGCUCACAGAAGCUCACCUCCGCUAUGGUAUCGUCGACCUGCUGGGCUCUGAGCAUACCAUCAAUGGCAGAGCCUUUCCUGCUGAGCUACAAAUCUUCGGCUACAAUUCUCAACUCUACGCCAACUUCUCCCAGGCGCUUGACAAGGCUUACGGCAUCGUUGGUAUAUCUAUCCUGGUCCAGAUCGGUGAGAGGUCGAACCCGGCGUUGAGUCAGCUGACAGCUGGCGUCGACAAGAUCAAGUAUGUGGGUGAGCAGUACACUGUACAUCACCUGAGUGUUCAUGACCUGCUGCCCGACACAGCCUACUUCAUGACCUACGAAGGGUCCACCACUAUGCCUGCCUGUCAUGAGACCGUCACCUGGGUCAUGCUUAACCGACCUAUCUAUAUUACCAAGCAGCAGUUGUAUGGUCUACGACAGCUGAAACAAGGUGAAGACGAGAGCCAGGCAGGUGCACCUCUAGCAAACAACUUCCGUCCACCACAGAAACUACACCACAGACCCGUCAGAACCAACAUUGACUUCACUAAUGCUGGUGGUAACUGUCCGUCCAUGCACCGGGAAGCAUAUUACAAAGCCCACAACUUCACCCACGAGCACAGGACGCCAAUGACCAGCCAACAGCUGGACGCUGAGCUAGCUCGGUUCCUCUGCUCAAGACCCGAGGACCACUGAAUCCUUUUCCUCCUCCUCUUUCUUUGCUCUCAACCCGAGGACCAUUGAGUCCUCAGCCUCUCCUCAGGAGUGACCAACGUCCGGUCGGUAACGAGGAUGUUCACAGUGUUCCCAGAGGAAGUUCAUCUUAUUCUCGGUGCACAAGUCGACCCCGAGGACUUACAAGUCGACCUCAGAGGACUUACAAGUCGACUUCAGAGAACUUCUAUCAUGUUCUCAUUCAUACGGCGGUCCCGAGAAUGAUCUCUAUAGUCCUCUGAACCAGACGGGAACAUAGACCUACAAAUGGAACACGGACCUACGGUACAGGUGGGACACAGUAUAUGAACAAAGCAAGCUUUCAAAAUGUCCGUGUAAAAAAUUGCAAAUAAGCUAAACAAUGCUUACGCCUGUGUUAGUAGUGAGAAGAAUCCUUUACUGACGGUCCAACAGCGGCAAGACUGUUUUGCUGUCGAGUUUAACGCCAGAAAAAACUAGAUAAAUUACACACUGAACGGAAUGAAGGUUUAAACCCGUGGCAAGACAGGAUUAAAACUAGAAAGCAAGUGCGUUAUACAAUCAUGUGAUGAUUCUACGAGUCAAAAUUGAUGAAUACCAGUGGAAGACAAGUCAUAACCGUCACCGUCAACAUACAGGUAUGACAACUGUACGUAACGUCUGUCUGCUUGUCAUCUAACGUCUCAGAUACAUCACAGAGACGUUAUUAACAAAGUUAAAAGGGAGAUGCUUGGCCAAUACGUCGGUGAUACGACGUAGAAAAACAAAUCAAGUAAUGUCAGUCGGGACUCCAGUUACUGUGUACCUUCAGUUAUGUAAUGUAACUUGCGAGUUACACACUGUACCUUGUGAAUCAGGCAGUCAACUUGUAUGUUAUAUACUAGCAUUAUGAGUUAGGCAGUAUACCUUGUGAGUUAGGCAGUGUACCUUGUGAGUUAGGCAGUGUACCUUGUGAGUUAGGCAGUGUACCUUGUGAGUUAGGCAGUGUACCUUGUGAGUUAGGCAGUGUACCUUGUGAGUUAGGCAGUGUACCUUGUGAGUCAAGCAGUCACCUUCCGAGUUAUAUACUUACAUUAUGAGUUAGGCAGUGUUCCCUGUGAGUUACAGGUGUUCCUUGUAUUACAUAGUGGUUAAUAUCUUGACCUGAGUUACAACUGGGUGUUAUAAGCCUAAGUAAUUAUAUAUAUUGCUAAUAUUACUAACCUAUUAUUAUUAUUAGUGGUAGUAGUAGUAGUAGUAGUAGUAGUAGUAGUAGUAGUAACAUUAGCAGUAGUAGUAUGUUAUUCACGGGAAAGUACUAAACUCGUAAGGGGCAAAAAGCGCCUGGACAAUAGGUGGUAAUCAAAUUCGAUCAGAGGGAAGGAGAGGACAUCUGCAGUUCCUUACUUAAAGAGCCUCUCACCAGUGUCACGGUAGAUUAUAUUGUAUUUUUACGAAGCGUUGAACUCCUCACAAGAAGGGAAUAGAGGCUCCACACUCUGGCUGCUGAUAACUCAGGUUAUUGGUGCUUGCUAGUAGUACAGAGCUUCGUAAAAGCAGUUAGAAAAUAGAGGUAAUCAUCAUGGCCCAGUGACGCACCACUGGAUCUGCUACCGUCCAUUUAGCAUUAAGAUGAACAAUAUAACGAGAAAACUAACUUGUUAAAUACAUGUCCUGCAGUGCAAGUAACAUCUCGGGUUAAUUAGUUAUAUUGUUAGUCUCAGAACAGUCAACAAAUUAGGAAUAUUAAGACAUCUGGCUGAUUAGGUUUAAUUAAACUCCGGCUUUAAUAAUGUCCAGAGUAGGUAAACACGCCUUUAAUACCUUCAGUCUUGGAGUAAUAAAGGAAAACGUAUAUACCAUGACUCAUGAAGCAGCGUAUAUACCAUAACUUAGAUAUGUAGCGUAUAUAUUAUUAUUUAAUAAAAGUUUAGUGUAUGAUUCAAUAGAAGUUUAACGUAUGAUUCAAUAGAGGUUUAACGUAUGAUUCAAUAGAAGUUUAACGUAUGAUUCAAUAGAAGUUUAACGUAUGAUUCAAUAGAAGUUUAACGUAUGAUUCAAUAGAAGUUUAACGUAUGAUUCAAUAGAAGUUUAACGUAUGAUUCAAUAGAAGUUUAACGUAUGAUUCAAUAGAAGUUUAACGUAUGAUUCAAUAGAAGUUUAACGUAUGAUUCAAUAGAAGUUUAACGUAUGAUUCAAUAGAGGUUUAACGUAUAUACCCGUAAACUAAAAAAACAACAGUAU
This is a messenger RNA of Cherax quadricarinatus, 3549 nucleotides long. Its product is annotated as carbonic anhydrase-related protein 10-like. The record is from RefSeq and is a predicted model, not a curated record. Gene Ontology annotation, molecular function: carbonate dehydratase activity; zinc ion binding. NCBI's taxonomy places the organism in Eukaryota, Metazoa, Arthropoda, Malacostraca, Decapoda, Parastacidae.